Nicotiana tabacum (common tobacco) is the source of this 1014-nucleotide messenger RNA. NCBI's taxonomy places the organism in Eukaryota, Viridiplantae, Streptophyta, Magnoliopsida, Solanales, Solanaceae. The record is from RefSeq and is a predicted model, not a curated record.
AUGCCUCACAUUAUCAGCGGAAUCAUAAGGAGACUGUUAUCCUAUGCCAUUGCAGAAAGACUGAAGAAAAAGCAGUAUUAUCUAAAGAAUGGAAGUGCAGUGCUAGAGGAACUUCUUGCUUUAUGCGACGGAAAUUGUCGAAUUCCUCUCCGUUACUUCAGCGCCUAUGAAAUCGAGAAGGCAAUAAAGAACCCUGAAAAGAGAAUAAUACUCUUUGGAAGCUGCUAUGGUGGAGAUUAUCACCGUAAUAUUUUCCGAGAUAUAGCAAUUACUGCUCAAAUGAGUCAUCUCAAGAAUGUAAUGAGACUUGUCGGUUGCUGUCUAGAAUUGGAAAACCCAGUUAUGGUAUAUGAAUAUGUUGAGGCUAUAAGGCUUUAUGAGCUACUUUUCAUAGAGGGUAAUCACGAUCAAAAUAGAAAAUCAUUAUCUUGGGGAAGUAGAUUACGGAUUGCCAAUGAGAUCGCUUCAGUAAUUGCUUUUCUCCAUACCGAAUUCAGUAUGCCCAUCAUCUACAGAAACCUAAGUGCAUCAAAUGUAAUAAUAGAUCAGAACAGCGGCGUUGCCAAAAUAAUGGACUUCUCAUUGUCCAUAUCAUUGCCUCAAGGGGAACUGGAAGUAGCAUGUGUUGUGUGCGGAUAUUUUGGGUAUUUAGAUCCUGAAUAUAUGCAAUCGGGUAUUACUAGUCAAAAAACUGACGCCUAUAGCUUCGGAGUUGUUCUCUUUCAGCUAUUAACUGGAAAGAAAAUGAGUAUACUUGAUGGUAAAAUGACAGAUUUUACAGAGUUUCCCCACGUCGAAACCAAUGUUGAAGAGGGCAGUGUAAUGGACAUAGCGGAUCCUACCAUUUUGGAAGAGCAUGGAGUAGAGAUUCGACAACAACUGGAGGACUACUUGGAUCUUGUUAAGAAAUGCACCGCUUACAAGGGAGAAGAGAAACCAUACAUGAUUCAUGUUGCAAAGGAAUUACGCAAAAUUGAGAAAUGUUACCAUGGCCUCACUCUUGGUCAGAAUUAG